GUCAAAUAAUGAUUAUUAUAAUGUAUGUUAUGUAACGGGUGGCCUACUGUCAGUGUCACAAAAUUGUCUAACUAUUCUUUCCUUUUUUCCAUUCUUUACAUUCUAGUUAUACAAUGGCUGUGUCGGUACGGAUUCUUUCUCGGUUUAAAGAUGGCUUAAAGCUAAGCAAUGUCAGAUUUCAAUCUGGCACGCCUUAUGCACAGACCCGAAAGAAUCUGGCACUGACAAGUGAAACCAAAGUCAUUAUACAGGGAUUCACCGGCAAACAGGGUACAUUCCAUAGUCAACAAGCCCUUGACUAUGGCACCAAAGUUGUUGGUGGUGUAUCGCCCAAGAAAGCGGGGACGGAGCAUUUGGGGAAGCCCGUUUUCGCCACGGUGAAGGAAGCUAAGGCUGCAACUGGUGCAGAGGCCAGCGUUAUCUAUGUACCCCCUCCGGGAGCAGCUCAGGCCAUCUUAGAGGCGAUUGAAGCGGAAAUGCCUCUUAUUGUGUGUAUCACAGAAGGCGUUCCUCAACAUGACAUGGUUCGUGUGAAACACGCCUUGUUGAGGCAAAACAAGUCGCGUCUCGUCGGCCCUAACUGCCCGGGUAUCAUCGCUCCUGAGAAGUGCAAGAUCGGCAUCAUGCCUGCGGCUGUUCAUAAGCGCGGCUGCAUUGGUGUAGUCUCCCGCUCGGGCACUCUUACUUAUGAAGCUUGCCAUCAAACAACUAUAACUGGACUUGGUCAGACACUUUGUGUUGGUAUUGGUGGAGAUCCAUUUAAUGGUACCGACUUCAUAGAUUGUUUGGAAGUAUUCCUUGCUGAUCCAGAAACGAAAGGAAUUAUACUCAUUGGUGAGAUUGGCGGCAAUGCAGAAGAACUUGCCUCAGAGUAUCUUACCCAAUAUAACACUGGUCAGAAAGCAAAGCCUGUAGUGUCAUUUAUUGCGGGUUUGACUGCCCCUCCUGGCAGACGAAUGGGUCACGCUGGCGCCAUUAUUUCAGGUGGGAAAGGAGGUGCUAUGGAUAAAAUAAAAGCUUUAGAAAAAGCUAACGUUAUUGUUACCCGUUCACCGGCCAAAAUGGGUGUAGAACUUCUUAAAGAAAUGAAACGACUAGAGAUCGUCUAAGUAAUAGAUACAUUGGUUAUAAUAUACAAUAUUACUCUGUAUAGACUCUUAGUAAUUAUAUUGGUAUUAUUUAUUUUUA
Galleria mellonella (greater wax moth) is the source of this 1188-nucleotide messenger RNA. It is a transcript of the gene Scsalpha1, whose product is annotated as succinate--CoA ligase [ADP/GDP-forming] subunit alpha, mitochondrial. The record is from RefSeq and is a predicted model, not a curated record. Gene Ontology annotation, biological process: tricarboxylic acid cycle. Bases 114 to 1109 code for a protein of 331 amino acids. Gene Ontology annotation, molecular function: succinate-CoA ligase (GDP-forming) activity; succinate-CoA ligase (ADP-forming) activity. Gene Ontology annotation, cellular component: mitochondrion; succinate-CoA ligase complex (ADP-forming). The transcript is spliced from 5 exons. Lineage: Eukaryota; Metazoa; Arthropoda; Insecta; Lepidoptera; Pyralidae.